AUGGCAUUCAAGCUAAUGUUAAUCUGCGCAUUGUUGGCUGGCGCAAAAGCCCACAGCGUUUCAACUUCAGAGAACAUUUACCGUAGCCACGGCAACUUGGCCCAAGUGUCAACAGAGAGCAAGACAGUGGAGACCCCUUACUCGAGUAGCAGCAAAACAGACGUGAGAGUGAGCAAUCCGUCGGUAUACGUGUCAGCAACAGCAGCGCCAGAAGUAAACGUGUCACCAGCGACGACCUUUACCAAGACAAUAGUCCACCCUUACCCAGUGACUCACCAUUACCAACAGAGCUACAGUGCCCCCUCUUACCAACAGAGCUACAGUGCGCCCUCCUCCUACUACUCAGCUCCAGUUGCCAAAUACGAGGUUCCAGUGGUGAAAUACGCCGCUCCAGUAACCAAAUACGUCGCCCCAGUAGCUAAAUACGCCGCUCCAGCUUACCCCGUCCCGGUUGCCCAACACGUUUACUCAGCGGCACCCUCAGUGUACGCAGCUCCAUCUGUCUAUCACCACGAACCGGUCUACGCUCAUCAAGCUCAAGCAGCACCGGUCUACGCGGCGCCACACUACUAUUCUCAGCAGGUAGCGCAACCUGUCGUCAAAGUUGCCUACUCUCCAGCUUCUGAAGUGACUCACUUCAGCUACAACAAUGUCAACGACCAUUAUUCUAUCAUGAAUUAA
Molecule: messenger RNA, 681 nt
Organism: Cotesia congregata
Lineage: Eukaryota; Metazoa; Arthropoda; Insecta; Hymenoptera; Braconidae
Source: the annotation of a GenBank genome assembly